GUCCAGCUGCGCGAUGGCAUGCAGACGGCCGCUGCACUUUGUCUUCAAAGUAGGAGACCGCUGGAAAACAGCCCAGUUUUAUAGGGAUGUCCUCGGCUGGAAGGUUUUGCGUCACGAGGAAUUUGAAGAGGGCUGCAAAGCAACCUGCAAUGGACCGUAUGAUGGGAAAUGGAGUAAAACGAUGGUGGGUUUUGGACCAGAGCAUGACCAUUUUGCAGCGGAACUGACGUAUAAUUACGGAGUGGGAGAAUACAGACUCGGCAAUGACUUUUUGGGCCUGACCUUGCAGUCCAGCCAGGCUGUAGGCAGGGCCAGGAGGCUGGGCUGGCCUCUUACUGAGGUUUCAGAGUCUCUGUAUGUAACGGAAGCUCCUGGAGGAUAUCGCUUCUACCUGCUCGACCGAGAACAGCCAGACUGUGACCCGGUCCAGAAGGUAUCCUUGGCUGUGUCUGACCUGCAGCGUUCUGUCCAUUACUGGUCCACCCUGUUGGGGAUGAACGUUAUGGAGAUGAAUGAGGAGAAGAGAUGUGUGCUGAUGGGAUUUUGCAAGAGCCAGUGUAAGCUGGAGCUUCAGGACAUUGGUGCGCCUGUAGACCAUGGAACCGCGUUUGGCAGGAUUGCGUUCUCUUGCCCACGAGAGCAGUUGCCUGAUAUUGAGGCCCUAAUGAGAAAAGAGAAGCAAAAGAUCCUCUCCCCACUCGUCAGCUUGGACACUCCUGGCAAGGCCACCGUGGAAGUGGUCAUUCUGGCUGACCCAGACGGCCAUGAGAUCUGCUUUGUAGGUGAUGAGGCGUUUCGCCAGCUGUCUACCUUGGACCCCAAUGGAAAUGAACUGCUUGAUAAGGCCAUGGUUGCGGAUAAGAGUGACGAAUGGUUUGCCAAACACAACAAGCAGAAGGCGUCAGCAUAAUGUUUUUCAGAAAUUGCAACCUUAACAGAUUCUACACAAACUUUUACACAGUUUGUAAUGGGAAAAUUGCUGCAAUAUUUACUUUCUGUUGCAAUGUUUAAAAACUCUUUCUUCUCUCUAUUUUGAUUAAACUCUUAUUUUGAUUGUGUAUACAACUGCAUUAAAAUAUGUAAGAAUCCCCUCAGCAGUCCCAUA
Molecule: messenger RNA, 1105 nt
Organism: Electrophorus electricus (electric eel)
Lineage: Eukaryota; Metazoa; Chordata; Actinopteri; Gymnotiformes; Gymnotidae
Gene: glod4
Product: glyoxalase domain containing 4
Source: RefSeq, a predicted model, not a curated record